AUGGGGAGCCGCCACCUCAGCCGCGCCGCCGCUUCGGGCCAAUCCCCGCGCGCCACCUGGCCUCCUCCUCCCUCCUCCGCCGCCACGGGCCAGGGCGGCCCAGAUCUGGCCCGCGGGGCCCGGAUUCGCCAUCGCCCGACCGUGCGCCCCCGCGCCUCCGCCCGCCAUUCGUCGCCGGCGCCGCCCAUCACCGCCUCCGCCCUACGCCGUCGCCACCUUGCGCCUCCCCGCGCCGCCGCCUGCAUCGCCGCGCCGCCGCACGCGCUCCACCGGCGCCGCCCCUCGCCUCCGGCCGCCGCGCUACCUCCCUGUUUAAGUGGAUCGGGGAAAACGAUUCGUUUUUGCACAAAACACCCUGUCGUUUGGAUUAUUCAACCCGCGGUCCGAGCAAAUUUGGGUAAAGAAAAAAACACGACCAAAGGAGGAGAACGGGCUCGCCUCCUCUCCCUCUCGCUCAAGUUCCUCGCCGCCGCCGCCACCACCCACGCCGGCAGCUUCCGGCGAGCUCCGACGCCGCGCAGCACGCCCCCCAACUCCCCACAGUCCGCUCCUCCCUACCCUCCGGCCAGAUUCUCCGCUCCCGGCCUCUACCGCCCGCUCGAAACGCCACCCCCAUGGCUAGGGUUUCGGGCAGGGCUUCGCCGGCGCGUCUCCGGCGGCCCAGAUGCAGAUGGAGCACGCCAUGGGAAUUCCCCAUCCACCAUGGUCGCCGCCAUCAAGGGCUUCUUCACGGAGAUGUGGAGGACGCCAUGGACCUGCAGCUCCAAGGUUCUAUCUUGUCCACAUCCCCUCCCCUCCCCUUCCCGUCCCUUCCUCAUCUCGUUUCCUUCCCUUCCCAUGCAGGUCAACAGGGAGGAACCCUAG
Messenger RNA from Triticum urartu, 864 nucleotides. The record is from RefSeq and is a predicted model, not a curated record. NCBI's taxonomy places the organism in Eukaryota, Viridiplantae, Streptophyta, Magnoliopsida, Poales, Poaceae.